Messenger RNA from Nymphaea colorata (pocket water lily), 2852 nucleotides. Its product is annotated as U-box domain-containing protein 35-like. Gene Ontology annotation, molecular function: protein kinase activity; ATP binding. Gene Ontology annotation, biological process: protein phosphorylation. The record is from RefSeq and is a predicted model, not a curated record. The transcript is spliced from 10 exons. NCBI's taxonomy places the organism in Eukaryota, Viridiplantae, Streptophyta, Magnoliopsida, Nymphaeales, Nymphaeaceae. The coding region runs from base 142 to 2505 and encodes 787 amino acids.
GCCGAGAGACCGAAUCUAGCAGCAACAGAGACAAGGGGAGAGACAGAGAGAGGUCGCCUCGUUGCCUCUCUCCUGGCUGGGCCGAAAACUCCAAUUACCUGAUCUCUAAGAGUGGGAGGGAAAGAGGAGGUGGUGGUGGUGAUGUGGACGUCGAAGCAGGUGGAGAAGAAGGGGGAGGGUGGAGCAGCGGUGGCGCUGGCCGUGGACAAGGACAAGGGUAGUCAGGUAGCCUUGAAGUGGGCGGUGGAUAACCUCCUGGGCAAGGGACAGACUCUCAUCCUCAUACACGUCAAGGAGAAGCUCCAAUCCGUCCCACAAAAUGCUAGCGAAGAGGAAGCCAAGGCGUACAAGCAGCAGGUCGAGAACGAAGUAAAGGAAGUGCUACUUCCAUUCCGAUGCCUUUGCAUGCGUAAAGAUAUUUCUUGCCAUGAAGUCGUUAUAGAAGACAGCGAUGUAGCAAAGGCGAUCAUCGAGUAUAUUACCAAUUAUGCAAUUGCAGUUCUUGUACUCAGCGCCUCGCCAAAAACUGGAUUCUUUAGAAGAUUUAAGAGCACAGAUGUUCCAACUACUGUUUACAAAGGUGCACCGGAUUUUUGCACUGUAUACAUCAUUUCGAAGGGCAAGGUCUCCUCCGUCCGGCAGGCGACCAGGUCGGUGCCGGCCGUUGUCCGGCAGACCACCAAUCUUCUGACGAUCCAAAAGCUUGAGCCAGUAAAGAAUCCACCUCCCGCGCCAAUCUCAAAAGUUACAGUUGAUAACGACGAAGUGGAUGCAACAAUGAAAUCGCCAUUACCAAGAGGAGGUGCAGGCCUAGGUUUGCGUCAUGUUAGCGAGAGGUCUCUGACGGAUGUCGACUCAUCUUUUACUCCCAGCAGCCAAGAUGGCGCAGACAGAAUGUUUCCUUCGCCGAAUGAUAGUUUUGCUUCAGCAACUCCUUCAAGGCUCUCUUACACUCGUAGUGCUGAUGAAGAGUCCACCUCCUUUGAACAACGCAUAAGUUUUGAGUCCCCUUUUCGUCUGCUAAGAAAAUUUCCUGAACAGAACUCGAUUGACAUGGACUACUCUUCACUAUCUCGCGCCAGCGGCAGUUCUUGGUCGUCGCAGACAGCGGAGGAAGUGGAAGCUGAAAUGAGGAGAUUGAAGCUUGAACUGAAGCAAACAAUGGAUAUGUACAGUAAUGCAUGCAAAGAAGCAAUAUCUGCGAAACAGAAGGCACAAGAACUGCAUCGUUGGAAAAUGGAGGGGGAACAUAAGCUAGAUGCCGCAAGGAUAGCUGGUGAAACGGCUUUAGCAAUUGCAGAAAACGAGAAGGCAAAGUGUAAAGCAGCUAUUGAGGCAGCAGAGGCAGCUCAAAGGAUCGCAGAGCUGGAAGCACAAAAGAGGUUAAAUGCAGAGAAGAAAGCACUCAGGGAAGCAGAAGAAAAGAAGAAGGCCUUGGAUGCAUUGGCAAAUACAGACAUCAGAUACAGAAAAUACACCAUUGAAGAAAUUGAAAUUGCAACGGAAAACUUUUCAGAGAAAAGAAAGAUUGGUGAAGGCGGAUAUGGCCCUGUGUAUAAAGGCUAUCUGGACCACACCUCUGUUGCAAUCAAAGUCCUGAGGCCUGAUGCAGCUCAGGGCAGAAUGCAGUUCCAGCAGGAGGUUGAAGUUUUGAGCUGUAUAAGGCAUCCCAACAUGGUUCUGCUUCUGGGAGCAUGUCCAGAGUAUGGCUGCCUUGUCUAUGAGUACAUGUCCAAUGGCAGCUUGGAAGACCGUCUCCUCAGGCGUGGGAACUCUCCAUCUCUCUCAUGGCAGCUUCGAUUUAGAAUUGCAGCAGAGAUCGCAACUGGCUUGCUCUUCCUUCACCAGACCAAACCAGAGCCACUGGUGCACCGGGACCUUAAACCAGCAAAUAUCUUGUUAGAUAGGAACUUUGUUAGCAAGAUCAGCGACGUUGGACUUGCUAGACUAGUGCCUCCUAGUGUAGCUGACCAUGUGACCCAGUAUAGGAUGACAUCUGCAGCUGGUACAUUCUGUUACAUAGAUCCAGAAUAUCAGCAAACUGGGAUGCUUGGAAUAAAGUCAGAUAUAUACUCCCUUGGAAUCAUGCUACUGCAAAUUGUCACAGGAAAACCAGCAAUGGGUCUAGCCCACCAUGUCGAGCGGGCUCUUGACAAGGGAACAUUCAAGGAGAUGCUGGACCCAACAGUUCCUGAUUGGCCUGUGGAAGAAGCCAUCACAUUUGCAAAGUUGGCCUUGAAUUGUGCUGAACUUAGGAGGAAGGACAGGCCUGAUCUUGGCUCAGUGGUCUUACCUGAGCUUAAGAAGCUUGCAGCCAUGGGAGAGAAGAGCAUGAUGCCUUACAUGUUCGUUGGAAGUGCUACUCCUUCUCCUAACCACAGCAUAAUUUCAUCGCGCCAGGAAGUGAUAAGUGAGACUCAAAUGUCAUCUGGAUAUUCCAACAAUGGAAGCCUGAGGAGCCAGGGUUCAAGCAUAUCAUCGUUGAGUGAAAGGAGAGUUGGCUAGAAUAGAAUGAAAGGAUGCAGUCUACCAGCAAGCCUCUUAAGGUUUUCAUGAGCUCCACACCUGAGCUUGAAGAGGAAAACAAGGCACCGCUCGUCGAUUUGUUGUCACUUGUUCACCAACAAGCAACUGAAUCGAGUAGUUCUGUGCUUGGCUUGGCAUUGUUCCAAGCAGUUAAGAAGUACGGGGCUGCAAAUUCUAUUGUGUAGUAUGUGGUAUCUUAUAGUUUCUGUUCACAGAAACUUAGAUGUAAUCGUGGACAUAGCAUCAACCAUGGUCGCACUUGACCAACUUGGUUUAGCAUGCUUUGGGAUGACAUGGAAGAAAAUAUAAUAUGGCCAGUAUUGAAC